GGUGGCAUCUAUAUCAUCAGCCGUUUUAGAGUAUCAAAAGCCAAAUCCUUUUACAAACCUGUUGAUAGACCCUAUAUGCUAGAAUUUACUUGCUACACAAAAAUAACUCCAGCAAAAGAUGUCCCAGAAACGUUCCCAGCAUACAUCUACAAACUUACACCUUUUGCUGACCUUCCAAGACACGCAGGCGAAAACAGGAACUUCCUAGAUGUUCUUGGCAUGAUCACUGAAGUCUCCGACACACACUCGGUGCAGCUUCCAAAUCAGCCAACGCCCACUUUAAACAGAGACAUUGUCCUUAAAGAUCUUAGCAAUGCUGAAAUUAGAUUGACUCUAUGGGGCCGACGAGCUGCUGAAUUUAGCAUCGACAGCAUUUACAAUGAGGAACAAGCUAAGCCAGUUGUUGUCCUCAUCGUUGGCAGCCUCAUGAAAACCUAUGCAGGUCAAGGAUAUUUGAGCGGCAAUACCGCAUGUCGCUGGUAUUUCAAUCCCACAAUUCCUGAAGCUGAACAAUUUUACACCGCGCUUCACAAUCAGCGCCUACCAAUCAAGCAUAUCACUGCUGCCACACAACAAGCAACUCCACUGCGAACAUCACUUCACCUCGAAGACAAAUAUCUCAGCGAUUUACAAGCAAUGGAUCCAUAUGACUUCCCGGACGGUGGAUAUCGCUGCACUAUUACUAUCACCCGUCUAGUGCUAAACACAGCAUGGUGGUUCCCAUCAUGUAAUAGAUGCAGCAGAGCCUGUGCACCAGAUGCUGAUGGUUACAGGUGCAACACAUGUUCUUGCACAAGCUACCGUUUCAAAUACAAGCUAUGCUUCAUUGCAAAUGAUGGAACUGCCGAAGCUGAGAUGAUAGCUUUUGGCGACGUUGCCCGGCGUAUUGUAGGUAAACCUGUCCAACAAGUCCUGCGAUCAUCAAGAUCUGCAAAUAACACACCGCCAGACAUCGCAGCUAUAGUGUCUUUAAAAUUCACUCUAGCAGUUACCUUAACAGAACAGAGCUACUACAACCCCCAAAAAUCAUACCAAGUGAACUCUGUUGUUACUGCUUAUGGAAGGCAGCACGCACUCCCACACACAGGAGAUGACCAGCAAAAACAGCCAGCAACUUCUCAAAUCCCAAUCCAUUCACUCACAUAUCCAACAUCGUCAAGCACCCACCCAACAUCUCAAACACUAGACUAUCCCAUCAGUUCUUAUGCUGCUCCACCUGAUCCUACGGUACCAUCUGAACCCAAGAGCACCGCACCAUCACCGCAAUCAAAUAUUGAGAAAGUGACUGCCAAGAACACGCCACCAGAUGCCACCCCUCCCCCAUCACUGGACCAUGAUGAGACACCAUCGAAGAAAUCUAAACUCAUACAUGAUAUUGGUUCAUCUAAACAUUCCGCUGCUCACAAAAGGCUAUUCCAAGAUACUAUAGACAUUGCAAAGUCACUCAUCCUGCUGACUCAACUUUGCACAUAUGCUUCUCUAUUUAACUAG
Messenger RNA from Phragmites australis (common reed), 1491 nucleotides. RefSeq lists its product as uncharacterized. NCBI's taxonomy places the organism in Eukaryota, Viridiplantae, Streptophyta, Magnoliopsida, Poales, Poaceae. Gene Ontology annotation, biological process: DNA repair; DNA recombination; DNA replication. The transcript is spliced from 10 exons. The record is from RefSeq and is a predicted model, not a curated record. Bases 76 to 1491 code for a protein of 471 amino acids. Gene Ontology annotation, molecular function: DNA binding. Gene Ontology annotation, cellular component: nucleus.